Messenger RNA from Chanos chanos (milkfish), 3663 nucleotides. RefSeq names its product sema domain, seven thrombospondin repeats (type 1 and type 1-like), transmembrane domain (TM) and short cytoplasmic domain, (semaphorin) 5Bb (gene sema5bb). Gene Ontology annotation, cellular component: plasma membrane. The transcript is spliced from 22 exons. NCBI's taxonomy places the organism in Eukaryota, Metazoa, Chordata, Actinopteri, Gonorynchiformes, Chanidae. The record is from RefSeq and is a predicted model, not a curated record. Bases 1 to 3663 code for a protein of 1220 amino acids. Gene Ontology annotation, biological process: semaphorin-plexin signaling pathway; axon guidance; positive regulation of cell migration. Gene Ontology annotation, molecular function: semaphorin receptor binding; chemorepellent activity.
AUGCGUUAUGGCUUCCUGGCAACGUCCCCUGCAACCUGGCGACGGGAAGUGAUCGUUGCCUCCACAUGUGUCGGAGGAGACGUGUGGUUGUCUACACACUCCCCAGCCCGCGUGGGAAAUUGGCUAGUACACAGGGAACAGAAGAAAUACAUCGUGAUCGGCUAUGACCACCACACUGGCCACACUAGCGCGGUUAGCUUUGGCAGACGAGCGCGCCGGUUCAUUGUGGCACUUCAGUGCGUCUCUAAGCCCUCGCGCUCAACAGACUCCUUUCACGUGCUAAAGAGGGCGGCCGCUAGCGGAUACUUGGCAGGUGUAUCCCAAUCACCGCUUCUCGGCGAAGGCGCGGUCGUCAUGGCAACCGUGACGGCGUCGCCCGGGGAGACCAUGCCCAUCCGCUUAGCCGGCCUGGUCCUCUUCUUUUUCUCCCUCUCUCUGCCUUCGGCCCUCUUCCAGACGACCCCUGCGACCUUGACCUCUGACCCUGUGCCUGUUCUCUCUGCUGACUGUAAGAAAAGGGAACAUCCUAUCACGUCUUUUGCUGCUCUGAGUCCCUGGCUGACCAGUUUUUCUUUGUCUGGAGUAAGUGACUACUCUCAGCUGGCCCUUGACCUGACUCGGAACCAGCUGAUUGUUGGAGCUAGGAACCACCUCUUCAGACUGAGCCUCCAUAAUGUGUCUCUGCUCCAGGCCACAGAGUGGGGCGUGGAUGAAGACACCAGAAAGUCCUGUCAGAGCAAAGGAAAGACUGAGGACGAGUGUCAGAACUACGUCCGGGUCUUGCUCAUCAGCGGGAAGAGACUCUUCACGUGUGGAACCAACGCCUUCACCCCGGUCUGCACCACCCGCCUGAUCUCCAACCUCAGCAGGGUGCUGGACACCAUCAACGGCGUGGCCCGCUGUCCUUACGACCCCCGCCACAACUCCACCGCCAUGGUGACGGAGCGCGGGGAGCUCUACGCCGCCACUGUCAUCGAUUUUUCCGGUCGCGACCCCGUCAUUUACCGUAGCCUCGGGAACAUGCCCCCCCUUCGGACUGCCCAGUACAACUCCAAAUGGCUGAGCGAACCUCACUUUGUCUCGGCCUAUGAGGUCGGCCGUUUCACCUACUUCUUCCUGCGGGAGAACGCGGUGGAGCACGACUGCGGGAAGACGGUGUUUUCGCGAGUGGCGCGUGUGUGCAAGAACGACGUUGGUGGGCGCUUCCUGCUGGAGGACACCUGGACGACCUUCAUGAAAGCCCGCCUCAACUGCUCCCGCUCCGGAGAAAUCCCCUUCUACUACCACGAGCUCCAGAGCACCUUCUACCUGCCCGAGCAGGACCUCAUUUAUGGGGUCUUCACCACCAACGUGAACAGCAUCGCGGCGUCGGCCGUGUGCGCGUUCAACCUCAGCGCCAUCACUCAGGCCUUCAACGGACCUUUCCGCUACCAAGAGAACCCCCGCACCAGCUGGCUGUCCACACCCAACCCCAUCCCUAACUUUCAGUGCGGUACGGUCGGCGAUGGCGGUCCCGGCGGUAACCUGACGGAGCGCAGCCUGCAGGACGCCCAGCGCCUGUUCCUCAUGAGCGACGUGGUCCAACCCGUCUCCACCGAACCCCUGGUCAACCAGGACAACGUGCGCUUCUCCAAACUGGCCGUGGACAUCGUGCAGGGUCGAGAUACCCUCUACCACGUCAUGUACAUUGGCACAGAAUAUGGUACCAUCCUAAAGGUCCUCUCCACAACCAAUGAGAGCUUGCGUGGGUGUUACCUGGAGGAGAUGAAGCUCCUCCCUGAGGGUGAGCAGGAGCAGAUCCUGAACCUGCAGAUCCUUCAGAGUGACAGGUCUCUGUUUGUUGGACUGAGGAGCAGGGUACUGAAGAUUCCUCUGGAGAGAUGUUCCAACUACAGGACUCAACAGGACUGUUUGGAAGCUCGUGAUCCGUACUGUGGAUGGGACAGGAAGCGGCGGAGCUGCACCACCAUAGAAGAGAGUUCCAACAUGAGCCAGUGGAGCCAGAACAUCACCCAGUGCCCGGAGCGGAAUCUCACUCAAGACGGCGGCUUCGGGGCCUGGGCGCCGUGGCAACCCUGUAGCCAUGACGAUGGGGAGGGCAGCAGCGCCUGUCUGUGCCGGUCUCGUUCCUGCGACAGCCCGCCCCCACGGUGCGGGGGGGUCAAAUGCGUGGGCCCGACUAUAGAGGUGGCCAACUGCUCCAGGAACGGAGGCUGGACCCCCUGGUCAUCCUGGUCCCCCUGCAGCACGAGCUGCGGAAUCGGGUUUGAGGUGCGGCAGCGCUCCUGCGACAACCCUGCGCCCAGACACGGAGGACGAGUGUGUGUCGGCCAAGGACGAGAGGAGAGGUUAUGUAAUGAGAAGACGCCAUGUCCCAUGCCUGUAUCCUGGGUGUCGUGGAGCUCCUGGUCCAAAUGCAGCGCUGUGUGUGGGGGCGGGGUCCAAUCUCGAGUCAGGACCUGUGAGAACGGCAACACUUGCCCAGGCUGCCCCCUGGAGUAUAAGGCGUGUAACUUGGAAGCCUGCGCCGAGGUAAGGCGGAACACUCCGUGGACGCCCUGGUUUCCCGUGAACGUGACGCAGGGCGGGGCCAGGCAGGAGCAGAGGGUCCGCUACACGUGUCGAGCGCUUCUGCCCGACCCUCACGACCUGCAGCUGGGCAAACGCAAAGUCGAGACCCGCCUCUGCCCCGGAGACGGACCCGCUGCCUGUGAAACUGAUGAUCUAGUGGAAGACUUGUUGAGAGUUGGUCGACCUCCGACCCGUGUGCAAGGAGCCAGCUGGUCGUCAUGGGAGACGUGGUCGGCUUGCACAAAAGAGUGUUCCAAGGGUUUCCGCACCCGUAAACGCACGUGUGGUACCCCAGAGGGCAAGAGCACCCCAUUUGCCUGCAGUGGAUCGCCUGUGGAGUACCAAGACUGCAACCCCCAACCCUGCCCAGUGAAAGGGGCGUGGUCUUGCUGGUCCUCCUGGUCUCAGUGUUCAGCUUCCUGUGGAGGCGGGCACUACCAGCGCUCUCGCACAUGCUCAAACCCCAGUCCUGCCAACUCAGGUGACAUCUGCAUUGGCCUACACACAGAGGAGGCUCUCUGUAACACGCAAGAGUGUGAGGGUGGAUGGGGGACGUGGUCUCAGUGGGGAGAGUGUGACCAGGAAGGGCUCCAAUCGCGUAGCCGCAAGUGCGAGUUUAGCUCCGCCCCUUGCCCAGGCAAUGCCACGGAGCAAAGGGAGUGCCAUUCCGACGAGAGUCCAGUGGCUUUGCCAGGGCUGAAAAAGAAUCCAAACUGUGGAGGCUUUUCUCUGUUCCACCUGGUGUUGACGGGCGUGUGUUGUUUCGUUGGUGCGGUGGUGUUGUCUGUGCUGGUGUACGUGUAUCGUCAGCGCGUUCACAGACCCUCACAGGAGUCAGCUGUCAUCCACCCCAGCACCCCCAACCACCUGCACUACAAAGACAACAGCAGCACGCCAAAGAACGAGAAAUACACGCCGAUGGAGUUCAAGACUCUGAAUAAGAACAACCUGCUGCCAGACGAGGGCUGCAACUUCUUCCCCUCUCCUCUACAGCAGACCAACGUCUACGCCACCACCUACUACCCCACCCCUCUGGCCAAGUACGACUUUCCCAGCCUGGACUCCCCCUGCAGGAACUACAUGCACAGCUGA